GCCCUCUCAACUGAAGGGAAAGUGGAGCCGUGAUUCGGUCUAAUGGUCAGUCGAAAACGGUACAUCCCUCGGAAUCGCAUCGUGUAGCCCUAUCCGGAAUCCUUGCAAGCUCUUAUUGAACACCUAUCCAUCCUAGAGCUUCUUUGUUCCGGUGUCCGGUCGGGAACCGGUUCCAACUCUUCCCUGGUUGCGCCCAGAAAGCACCGUUUCGCGGAAACCGAAGUGCAAUGGCAAAUGAUAACAACAACAUUAACACCGAUGAACUAACGGCCGGCAGUGGGUCAACAUCCGGGUCGACGGAUAAAAGUAGCUCUUGCACCACGGACGGUGCAGACGGUUCAUCGAGCGUUGAACAACCGGUUGCACAGCAACCUGCGAGCGCCACACCGGAAGUUCCACGGCGUGAGGAGAAUCCGUUUUCCUUCAAACACUUCCUCAAAUGGGACGGAGGGGCCGGAAGCCAUGCGACCACUCACACCGCUAACGGUGCUGGCAGUGGGAGUGCUGCCGUGGCCCAGACCAGCAUCAAUCACAGUCGCAGCACGUCCAACAUUAACGGCCAUGGGUGCGUUACCGGCGGCAGCAAUGGUGGCGAGUGCCGGACGAACGAUGAACUGCUUGCCACGGCGGGUACAUCGUGUGGAGCUUUGACCGUGAGCGGUACGGCGGGCCAGGGUACCGCAGGGACAGGGUCGCCGUCAAAAUCAGCCACCACCAGCUCGCUUAACGUGGUCAGCUCGACGACGACGGGCGCCCGUCCAAAGAUACCCCAGUUCCAGUCGGUCAACACGCUGAGCAGCGAGUCGAAGAUGAAACGCUCGCCCCGCUUCCCGUCCUUCGACUCGCAGUCUAGUUUAUCGGACUUUGCGGCGGAGGAAUUGCGGUUUCCGCGGCCGACCGGCAGCGGUGGAAUCUACCAGAGUCGCAGUAACAGUUCCUUCAGUGCGGACUACGCACCAAGCGGGGCGGCUGUUCCGAGUGGCGCGGGCCGAGCGCGGGACGAUGCGACUGGGAGGACAAGGGACGUGCAGCGCUCGUACUCGCACUAUGAUAUGGACGACAGUCCCGGAUCGGAUGCGGUGCUGGUCGAUGGUCCGGAGGAUGCCGGCCCGCCAAAUUCGGCUCGGCUGGUCGGGGCGGCCGAGUUUUCGGCCGCUCUGCCCGACUUUGUGCAAGAUCAUCUCGUGAUGGAGCAAUGGUACAACACGCUCCCGAAGGGUGGCUCCCGCGGUGGAGGUGGUGGUGGCUCUCGGUCCGGACCGGUGGGGAGCGGGUCUUCCGGUUCGCUCGAGUUUGACGAUAUGGUCGAGCUUGCCGGAACACUUGGCCGUCCGGAUGCCCCCGCCCUCCUGAACGAUAUGCCGUUCGAUUUGACCGGCAACAUCGUCGGCGGUACCGGUGGUGGCGGUCGAUCGCGUGGUCUUUCCGGAACAACGCCUCUCGAUCUGCCUACUGGAACACCCGCAGGAGCCGGUGGUCCAGAGCUAGCUUUCGAUCUGACCCAGCGGCGACGCAUCACACCGACUCCAUCGGCUGAUUUGCCUCCCGAUCUAACCGAGGGCGGCAACGCAGACCUAGGUGGUGGGUCCGUUUCUGGCAGCGUAGGAAAUGGGCAAUACUUUUACCCCGGCUCGUCACCACCGAUGGGAGUGCCGGGUACCGCCGACAGUAAGAUCCACCGGUUGCCGGAUUUCCUUUCCGAUGGCCCCAUCCACUCGUCCGGUCGGCUAGCGGACGUGACGCACGACACGCCGCACGGUGCCGACGAUCGAUCGGCUCGACACCGGCACCAGCAGCAACAGCAUCAACGGGAACUUCACUUUCAGAACCGGCUAGAGAUGGAACAGAUGGUGAACGAGCGGUUGCGCCGCGAGCUGGACAACAGUCGGCGGACAGUGGGCGACCAAGCGCGCCGUAUCCGCGAGCUGGAGCGCGAUCUCGAAACAAUGGUAACAAUGGCCGCACCGCAGCAUCAACAUCCGACGCUGGCCUCAACCGGCGGCAGCGGAUCAACCCAAUCGAACGCCAACAGUUUCAUGCUGGCCAAAUCGAGGGCCGCCGCAGCCGAGGCUGAGGUGGAACGGAUGAAGCAGAAACUCACCAACAUGAGCGCCGAACUGGAGGCACUGCGACGAGAGAACGAGCGGCUAAAGGACAGCGAGGGUGCCAUUGGGGGUGCUGGUGCGGGCGCCAGUGCUUUGCCGCGGGACGGCCUGGAUGCUGCUGCUAGCAACAUCCGUGGUCGACGUCAUCGUCGCCAAACGGUCGAAGCGCGGUCGGCGCGAUUUCUACGCGCCCAAACAUUGGCCCUGCGACAGGCGGCGGCGUCAGCAGAAAAUAAUCUCAGGCAACUGCUGAGUGGAGUUGAGAAUCUGCGAUCGAUGGCGAAUGAGAUCGAAAGCUUCAGCGGCUCGACGACGUUACAUGGUUCCGGCGGUGCCGAAGAAAUGGCACGCUCUUCGAUGGACGACAGCUACCGACGGGUGGUCAACACCGUGGAUAUCGAAGACGACGGUGUGGAGGCGACGGACGGCGACGAUGAUGAUGACGACGACAAUGACGAUGAACGCGAUGCGCUCGGUCCAGCACUGUAAAAAGCGGAACAUGAAAGAUGGUGGCCACAGGCAGUAGCAGCAGCAGCGUGACUUUGGGGAGUUGGAAAGUGAGCGAGCCAAGCAAACAAUUGUAAAAUGAAUCAAAACUGUAAAAUCACCAACAUGGCACGCACCGAGUGAAUGGUAGGCUCGUGGCAACGCGAGCAUCGACCGCGAUUGCGCGCGUGGCGCAAUGGAACAUUUGUGUGAAUUUUACACAUGCCACUAUCAACACACAGCUAGUUACAAAUAGCUUACAUAGUCCUCGUUACACAUGUCUCGCCUUUCUAUCUCUCUCUCUCUCUCUCUCUCU
This is a messenger RNA of Anopheles bellator, 2907 nucleotides long. RefSeq lists its product as uncharacterized. The coding region runs from base 228 to 2594 and encodes 788 amino acids. Lineage: Eukaryota; Metazoa; Arthropoda; Insecta; Diptera; Culicidae. Gene Ontology annotation, biological process: positive regulation of protein localization to cilium; positive regulation of cilium assembly; regulation of cytokinesis. The record is from RefSeq and is a predicted model, not a curated record. The transcript has 4 exons. Gene Ontology annotation, cellular component: midbody; recycling endosome; centrosome.